UAAUCCAGGUCAUCAUCGAUGCUUUUAUUUUGUACUCCGGCCGGAAAUGAGUGUCUGUGUGUCUGUGGCGGGUUUGAUGAUUGUGUACAGUGCAGGGGAGUGGAGAGACGCUGGGAGAGGACUCAAACACUCACACAGACACUCACACACACUCGUCAUACUCGCGAACACACACAACACACACUUGGAGGAAAACGACGCAACGAAAGACGCACGAAGGUCAGCAGCGUUUUACUCCGAUUCUGCGCUUUUUUUUUCUUUCUCUCUCAACGGCUGGAGACAGAAAAAGUUUCCAGAAAGAGAGGAAGAGGAGCAGAGUGUCGCUCGGGUUGAGCACGCACAGAAACACAAACGCUAUUUGGAAAUUAUUAUUCAAUUUCUGCACUUAAUUGAUUUUGAUUUGUGAUUUUUACGCACGUUGCCUCUCGUCGGGGAUCCCUUCUCUGCGGGCUUUUUCUUUUUUUAUUGCACACACCGUCACUCAGGCUUUGUGCUGAUAAAGAAGAAGGAGGAAAACGAAGAAAACCUGGACCAGGGAGGACCAAAGGGGGACAAAAACUCACCAGGUAUGGCGGCCGUGUUGCCGAGAACCCUGGGUGAGCUGCAGCUCUACAGGAUCCUGCAGCGGGCCAACCUGCUCUACUACUACGAGGCUUUCAUCCAGCAGGGCGGCGACGAUGUGCAGCAGCUGUGCGAGGCCGGGGAGGAGGAGUUCCUGGAGAUCAUGGCGCUUGUCGGCAUGGCCAGCAAGCCGCUGCACGUGCGGCGCCUACAGAAGGCGCUGCGGGACUGGGUCACCAACCCGUCCAUAUUCAACCAGCCGCUCACAUCGCUGCCCGUCUGCAGCAUCCCCGUCUACAAACUCCCUGAAGGCUCGCCAACACUGCUCAGUGGUCAGGACAGAGCCAACACAGCCAGCGUCAAGAUGCCCAAAGCUAUCGCCGCCGCCUGCUCCGACCCGGGGAAGCUGGAUGUGGCGAGAGACAAAGUGUCAGCUGGUUCACCUCUACAGGGCAGCAGCGAGGCUCGCUUCUGGUCGGGACACAGCAACGACAGCGAGCACAGCCUGUCGCCCUCAGACCUCGGCUCGCCGUCGUCACCCAGAGACGCAUUAGAGGCUCUGGACGCCGCCGCCGUCCAGUCAGUCCUGGAGUGUGUGGACAGGAUGGUGCCAGGACUUCCUAAAACAGACGUGGCUGAGGUCAAAGAGCAGCUGAAGAACAACAAGAAACUGGCAAAGAUGAUCGGCCACAUCUUUGAAAUGAGCGACGAUGAUCCACGCAGGGAGGAGGAGAUCCGUAAAUACAGCGCCAUCUAUGGACGCUUUGACUCCAAGAGGAGGGACGGGAAACACCUGACGCUGCAUGAGCUGACGGUGAACGAGGCGGCGGCUCAGCUCUGUAUGAGGGACAUGGCGCUGCUGACACGUCGAGACGAGCUGUUCGGACUCGCCCGCCAGAUCUCCAGAGAGGUCACCUACAAAUACACCUAUCGCACCAGCAAGUCUCGCUGUGGAGACAGAGACGAGCCGUCACCUAAAAGGAUUAAAACGGAGGAGAACUUCUUCGACAUCCAGGAGGCGCUGCAGGCGAUCCACAUGAGGCAGGAGAUGCUGAGGGAGCAGCUGGCCUGCGCCAAGUCCAAAGGAGAAGAAACCGUGGGGCGAAAUCUGCAGAUGCAGCUUGAGCGUCUGCUCGCACGGCAGAUGGAGAUCCUGCAGGACGCCGCCGUCCAGGAGCGACUCCAAGCGCUGGACUGGAGGAUCCCUCCCGCCGCUCUAAAGUACCUCAACGACGCCCAGAACACCAACGGAGCGGCCGCAGACGGGAGUAGAGAUAACCAAGAUGAAAGACCAAUCAACUUGCGGGUUGUUAGUCAGAACAUGCAGGAAGGCGACCUCCCAUUGGGCAAGCAGCUAGCCAAUGAACUGAAGCGCCAUCACAACCACAGCAACAACAGCAACCACACAGACGAGACCAAAACACCAGCAACAGGUUUGUGACGUUCGACGACUAGCUGGAGCUUUUCUCGAGGUGUUACUUCAGAAAACGGGACAUCGCAGCGAGCGUCCAACAACGCAGAGAAGAAAACCAUCAAAUCAGAGCCGGAAGACUCCACAUAGUGCCUCCCGCCUCUCCUCUCCUCGCCCCAACACCCCCCCUCUAGUACCCGCCCCCCCCUCACUUCAUUUUACUCACACUUGACAGUAUGCAGUUAUCCAUCAAUAGAUACUAAGCAAGCACAGCCACAGUAGAGCCUUAACAACCAAUGUUGCCUCAUGAAUAGCAUUUAUUUUUCUUUGAUCUCGUCUUUUGUUUCAAAGUUAUUUGCCAAAGCACCUAGAGAGCAAGAUGAGAAGCCCCUCAGCGCUCUGCAGGUCUUUGUCUGUUGAUCAAUCGUAUGUUCAUGUCAUUUAAGAGACGUGUGUACUCUUUACCUCUGCCUGGGUGGGUUUUCUGUUGCUUCCUUUGCACAGUCGGGUCGCUGGCUGUGAUGCCCGGGCUGAAUCCUAACUCAAACUUAGAUUCAGAGACAAGAAGAAAAAAAAAAAUCCACUGGUCGUGCUGAAAUAUUCAGAUAAAUAUUUUAAGGAUUGUUGAUAAAAAAAUGGUAAAAACAAGAAGAGGAGUCCUGAAGACUGAAGUGAUCCUUUGAUUUUUUGAUUUGGUGCUACUCACAGAUGAACCUUUUAGAAUUAUUAACAAGUGGAACAAAUCAACAUCCUGUAUACACAGAGCUCAUAACAUGUAAUCCUCUGUUUUUAGGGCAGCUCCACCAAGUAGACCUACUAUCUCAGAAACCAUGAACUUCAUUGGCUUACACAUUUCUGUGAUUCAACAGAAACAUACACAGUGUUAACUAAUCUGGCCGCUAAAGUCUGAUAUCCAAUUCACUUCUACACUAAGAUCUUCAAAGAUAUCAACGAUAUCCAGACAUCUCUCUGUCUUCUGAGCCUCGGUUACUCUCCCAAAUCGAACUGAAGUGUGUCGGCAUUUGUACUGUAAGUCAAAACAAAGGUGUAAAAGUACUGUAGGGAGAAGGAGUUAGGAUUCAGCCCCUGAUAAGUUAUUUUUUUUGUAUCAUUCAAGUCAAAUGUGGAAACAGAAGAGGUGGGAUGAAUCCCUCCUUCCUCGCUCUUGUCUUGUGUAUAUUUAUGGGAGGUAAUAUAAAAAGGAGGAUGGAUCCGAGCUGUUGUUGAGGAACAGCAGGGGGACCUCUCUCAUUGGCUUUGGCAGGAUGGCUGGGCUGGCAUGCCGGAGGCCGAGCUAAUUGGUUCAUUUCACUUUGUAAUUUAGCAAAACACUGCUGCUGAAGUGAAACCACGCAUCUGCAAACGGGGAGUAUUUCAGGAAUAAAGAAAUGAUCCAGCAGGCUUUCGGCAGACCCCACAGGUCGUAAAUCCACUAAAUAUGUUCUUAACUCAGUAAAGGAUUAAAUAUAUUAAAGAUUGCAGACGUGGUUUUACAGCAGCAGCAGCUAAAAGCUACAUUCCUGUUUCUUGCUGUUCCUGGCGGAGCAGCAGCCCGGGGUCUGUAAAUAGUUGUGUGAUAACAAAUAGUGCUAGCCUAAUCUCUCAACCAGGGUUUUCCUUUGUCAAGUGUAACUCUGCUGUAGAUUUCUCGGUGUCAAUACAGUGUUUAUGUACGUAGAGCAAAAAGAAAAAAAGACAACUUAAGUGUCACUGAGGAAAAAAUACAAGCGUGUGAAAGUGUCUGGUAUUUAAAAACAUGCUUUACAUGAUGAAAGUGUUGAUUAGCCUUAGCUCUUAACAGUGUUUAAUCCACCUGUGAUGGCCAUCAGUGCAUAUUUCAAAGACGUGUUCUUGCUGUUUAAAUACAUAAAUAAGUGUUCACUGUGUUUUUAUGUGUAAAUACGUCUGUUUGGUCCUCUCCCCCUCUCCCUGCAGAUAGUUUAGUGUCACUCAGCGUAAUGACAGACCAAUGCAAUAUUUAUGUAAGUAAUAAGUCUAUUUGCAUACUAUAUGGAUACUUCAUUUUGUUCUGUGCUCAGUAACUGUAUGUCUGUUAUGGAUUCAGGCUGGGAAUUCACCUACAACUAAAGAAGUAUUUGUGUCGUCUCACCUUGAGUGUGCAGGGCAGUGUUCUUAAAUUUCAAGAGUUAAAAAAAAGAAAAAAAAGGUCCAUGUGGUGGGUUUGUUUCAAGCUAGCGAGGAUUUGGAGUCGUUUAAAUCCAAACUGGCUGGUGCAUUCUGGGGGAUAAAGCCAUGGAUGCUCAGGGGCAGAACUCAUCUUCUGUCUGCGUCCUGAUUGGCUGAAACACUGGCCCGGUUAGCGUGACUGUUGUACGAUGUUUCAGAGAAAACUGAUCACUGUUCUCCUCUCUGUUUAUUGUAAAGUGAUAGAUUAGGCUUCACCUAGUUAUGCACCUGUUUUUUAAACACUAAUAUAUUUUAUUUGUUAUACAGCACAUGAACAUUAAACUUUAUUUUUUUGAA
Molecule: messenger RNA, 4456 nt
Organism: Labrus mixtus (cuckoo wrasse)
Lineage: Eukaryota; Metazoa; Chordata; Actinopteri; Labriformes; Labridae
Product: NGFI-A-binding protein 1-like
Exons: 8
Coding region: 569-2002 (477 amino acids)
Biological process (GO): negative regulation of DNA-templated transcription
Cellular component (GO): nucleus
Molecular function (GO): transcription factor binding; transcription coregulator activity
Source: RefSeq, a predicted model, not a curated record